GUGGAGUGCGGACCUGUGCUUCUCCUCUGCCCUAAGCCGAACCACCACCACCACCACCAUGGCCACCAACCGCGUAGGGGCUGACUAUAACAACUGGAUCAACGGCCUUAGAGCUAACUACGCCAGGGACCUUAGACGCCGGAACGAGGUGGAGGAGGAGGCCGAGAAACCCGCCACCGGAGCCAACAAGGUCGAGAGGGUUCACUGGUACAUCAAACCCAACGCCCAAAACCACAAGACCAUCAAGUAUGACCUCAUUCACGACAAGGAGAACCCCAAACCUGUGCUCCGUCGAGGCCAGCCCUUCUACCUGGCCGUCCGCUUCACUGAGAACUUCGACCUGGAGAAGGAUAGGGUCGUGCUCAACUUCAAAUUUGGCCACAAGCCGUCGGUGUCGAAGGGAACCCUGGGCAUCGUGGCGGUAAAAAAUGACAAGUUUACUCUGACCAAGGACGAGUGGGACUGCCGAGUGGACCCAGGCACGCGCAACAAGGACCUCGUAGUGCAGGUGUACGUGCCCGCCAGCGCCUGCGUGGGAAUCUACCAUCUGGAGGUGCUCACGGGCCUUCAGAGUGAGCCCGAGAAACCUAUGAGGCACUACAAGGAUGAGACUGAUUGUUACAUUCUCUUCAACCCGUGGUCCAGAGAUGACGCUGUAUUCAUGGAGGACGAGGCGAAGAGGGAGGAAUAUGUCAUGAACGACCAGGGCAAGGUGUACGUGGGCGCCUAUCGGAGGUCUCGCGGGCGGCCAUGGGCGUUCGGGCAGUUCGAUGACGUGGUGCUUCCCGUCGCUGUCUACCUCCUGGAGAUCAGCCGAGUUGCCGACCCCGAACGUGGCAACCCAGUGAAAGUCGUGAGGGGUGUAUCGGCUGGGGUCAACUCAAGCGACGACGAGGGAGUGCUUGAAGGCCGCUGGGACGGGGAGUAUUCGGAUGGAGUGGCGCCCUACCAGUGGAGUGGCAGUGUGCGCAUCCUGGAGCAGUAUGUCACCUCGGGGUACAGGCCGGUCAAGUAUGGGCAGUGCUGGGUGUUCUCCGCGCUGGUGACCACAGUCUGCCGCGCGCUGGGCAUCCCCUGUCGCUCCGUCACCAACUUCGUCUCAGCUCACGACACCAACUCAUCGCUCACCAUCGACAAGUUCUUCGACAAGCAGGGCGAGGAGAUCGAGGGUGGCCCAGACGGCGAGAACUGGGACUCCAUCUGGAACUUCCACGUAUGGAACGACGUGUGGAUGACGAGGAACGACCUGCCGCCGGGCUAUGGGGGGUGGCAGGCCAUCGACUCCACCCCGCAGGAGGAGAGCGACCACAAGAUGCAGUGCGGCCCUGUGUCCCUGGUGGCGGUGCGUCGCGGGGACAUCGGCCUGAGCUACGACGCGCCCUUCGUGUUCGCCGAGGUGAACGCUGACGUCAUCCACUGGGGCGAGGACAAGGAGAGCGAGUGGGGUUGGAGCAGGAUGAAGCUGAACAAGUACCACGUCGGACGAUCGAUCCUGACGAAGAGCGUAGGCAAGGACGAUGACGCAGGGCAGGAUGACCAGGAGGACGUGGUGGAGGAGUACAAGAACAAGGAGGGCACGACGGCGGAGCGACUGGCCAUCCACAACGCCAUCAGGGGGUCAGCGCGCGCCAGGCAAUACUACAACUUCAAGAGCGACGUCAAGGAGGAUGUUGUGUUCGACCUCAUUGACAUUGACAAGAUUAUCGUGGGCCAGCCAUUCCAGGUCAAGGUGGUGGUGCGCAGCGAGGCGGACGAGCCCCGGACGGUGACUGCCUUCCUCAACGCCCGGUCGCUCUACUACACCGGCGUCAGCGUCUCCCACAUCAAGAAGGCCGAGGGAAAGUUUGUGCUGGAACCAAAAGGGACACAGGAGGUGGCCAUGACAGUACAAUACAGCGAGUACUGGGCCAAGCUGGUGGAGCAGUGCAUGAUGAAGAUCUACUCCAUCUGCCGUGUGGAGGAGACGGGACAGACCUGGACUGACGAGGAUGACUUCAACGUGGAGAAACCGACGCUGAAUAUACAGAUGACCGAUAAUGAGGUGCGUGUUCGGAAAUCCUGCGAGGCGACCUUCUCCUUCACCAACCCGCUGGACGUCCCUCUCACGGAUUGCAAGCUCAGUGUGGACGGGGCCGGCCUCAUGCGUCCAAGGGCUAUCACCAUCAAGCAAGACGUUGCCCCACAAGCUGAGUUCUCGCACACCAUAAGGUUCCUUCCACGCAUCCACGGCCAACGUAAAAUCAUCGCCACCUUCAACUCCAAGGAACUCUUUGACGUCAACGGCAGCAAGACCGUAGAAGUACUGAAGCAGGAGUAGGAGGAGGAGUAGGAGUAGGAGUAGGAGGAUUAGAAAAAAGGUAUUGAAGAAGAUGUUUUUAGAGUAUAAGUAAAGGGAUUGCGUUGAGAAGAGGUUUGAAGUGUUAGAGGUGCUUGGAGUAUGAGAGAAGGUAUUGAAGUAGAGGUUAGAGUAGUGUUGAUGGGGUUAGUGUUGUUGUUCAAGGGCUUAGAGGGAGAAUGAGUUAGAGGUUAGAGGUUGUUGAUAGUAAAGUAAGGUGCUGAAAUAAAGUGUUAGAGAGAGAGAGAGAGAGAGAGAGAGAGAGAGAGAGAGAGAGAGAGAAAGGCAGCCAUGGAGCUUUAAAUAAAACAUCCCAUUAUCUACAACAACAACAACAACAACAACAAGAAUCUUCCAGAAUUAUCACAACAACAAAGAAAAAAAAACACAACUGUCAACGGUAUUUCAGCUUGUGUGUGUGUGUGUGUGUGUGUGUGUGUGUGUGUGUGUGUGUGUGUGUGUGUUUAUGAUUACUACGUCUUCCAGUGUUAAGAUAGUUACGUGUGUGUGUGUGUGUGUGUGUGUGUGUCAGUGCGUAGACCAGCCUUCCAUGUUGCAGUGAAUGGCUCCAAUGCCUGUUUUUACUUUUCUUACGACAUUCAAAACAAAGAAUGAGAUAUCCAGUAAGUGUUUUGAUGAGCAGUAGCCUCCGUAAGCUAAGACUCCCUGUGCCUUAUUGUCAGCUAUUCUUUUUAACGAGAUAUUUUAUUAUGAAUGAUUUUUAUUGAUUUUAUUUUUCAUUAUUGUCAGAGGAAUAAACGAUAGCUCUUGUUUUCCUCCCUUUUGUCUUUUAUUCUGUUGCUUUUUAUUAACAAGGACAAAUCACUUUAAUUAUUGUAUUUAUUUUAUUGAUGGAGUAAUUAUCAUUUCAUCAUUAUUAUUAUUUCAGAUUAUAGUGUUACCUUAUAGACAACUUGCAUUAUUAGAUUCAUUUAUUUUAUUGAUAUACUAAUUGUUAUUGUUAUAUAUAUUAUCAUUUAUUAUAUAUAUGCACUGAUUUCUAUUGUUUUUAUAAUCAUUACUUUAGAGUUUGUGACAAGUAUUACAGCUUUUAUAACCUUGAUAAUUAUAACAGUAGUAAUCACAUUCUCCCCUGUCAUACCUGUAGCUUAUUCUCCCUCAAUUAAAACCUCUAUUGACGCUGCCCAGGUGAUAAGGUAAUGAGGUCCCACUAUCAGUAUUUUGCACUAUCAAUGUUCUUCACUAUCAAUGUUUUUCACUAUCAAUGUUUUUCACUAUCAAUGUUUUUCACUAUCAAUGUUUUUCACUAUCAAUGUUUUUCACUAUCAAUGUUUUUCACUAUCAAUAUUCCUCACUAUCAAUGUUUUCACUACCAGUAUUUUUCACUAUCAAUGUUUUUUCACUAUAUCAAUGUUUUUCACUAUCAAUAUAUAUUCACUACCAAUAUUUUCCUUGCGUCAUUUUUUACACGCCUACAAAUGCCAAGCUGUGCCAUUAUCCAUUAGUGUAUUUUCCAUUUGUCUAUUUCAACCUUAAGGGCUUAGGAUAGAGAUGAUUGGAUUCUUCUAAUAAAAUUUUCCACUUCUGA
Molecule: messenger RNA, 3884 nt
Organism: Eriocheir sinensis (Chinese mitten crab)
Lineage: Eukaryota; Metazoa; Arthropoda; Malacostraca; Decapoda; Varunidae
Product: hemocyte protein-glutamine gamma-glutamyltransferase-like
Exons: 14
Coding region: 59-2317 (752 amino acids)
Biological process (GO): peptide cross-linking
Molecular function (GO): protein-glutamine gamma-glutamyltransferase activity
Source: RefSeq, a predicted model, not a curated record